Messenger RNA from Corticium candelabrum, 2602 nucleotides. RefSeq lists its product as uncharacterized. The coding region runs from base 185 to 2506 and encodes 773 amino acids. NCBI's taxonomy places the organism in Eukaryota, Metazoa, Porifera, Homoscleromorpha, Homosclerophorida, Plakinidae. The record is from RefSeq and is a predicted model, not a curated record. The transcript has 11 exons. Gene Ontology annotation, molecular function: protein binding. Gene Ontology annotation, biological process: signal transduction.
CUGGGGGACGAAGGUAUUUUUGGUACGUUGUUCGCUAAUGUGUGCCGGUGGCGAUCGUUCCUAACGUCUUUCUCAAAUCUUCUUCUUUCUAGAUUUGUGUACAAAAUCAUGACAAAAGUUUGAGUAUGUUCGAUUUCUAGUAAUUACAAAACUGAUUCCUUGACAUUGCGAACCUUCUUCAACUAUGGACCGAGCAUCUCAAACGUGGAGUUCACAAAUGUUGAGUUCACAAAUGUACUCUAGCAAGAAAAUUGGCAUGGGCACUCUUACCUCUGCUCUUGAUUUGUCUGACAUUAUCAUUUCUUGCUGCCUGGAGACGCAGUCUAACGAAGAUUUCAUGAUAAUGAAGAUGAAACUGAAAAGUCUUCUGCGACAAUUUAGUCUUGUCCAUUUGUUGGAUAUUGUAAAAGACACAUUUGGACUGUUCUAUACUGUCUUCUCAACUGAUCAUCCCAAUCUGACUGAUCUGCAAAAGUUAGAGUUACUGAAAGAAGUAAUGAAAGCAACAGGAAAACACCACAUGGUUGACAAAGUGAGCCAAGCAUAUAAACAAAUUUGCCAAAUGCAGUGUCUGUCUGCAACCGACUCACUGAACAGUAGAUGUCCACAACUGGUCUGUCGUGAUCAAAGUGGAGAUGAGGAUGUUAGAAUGGAAUAUGGCACACGUGAUGACCAACUGAAUUAUUUUUCUGUGGUCAAAGAUAAAAUAGGAAGGCAGUGGACUGACUUAGGCAGGGAGCUGGAGAUAACUGAAGCAGACAUUGAAGAUAUACAAGAUCACCACAAUAAUCAUUCAAGUUGCUGCUUUGCUAUGCUCAUCAAAUGGGAAAGAACAAAUGGACAACACGCUACAAAGCUAAAGCUUGAACAAGCAUUGACACGAAUACAAAGAAAAGAUAUUGUUGACAUGUUAAGAGCAACUUGCUCUGCUCAAAGUGGAUUACCAGUAUCAACACCAACAAUGGUAGGAUAUGACCAACCUGCUGCUGCUGCUCAAAUUUUGCAAAACCCAACUUAUCCCAUUUCCAUCUCAUCUAAACAAAACACAUCACAUGAAAUCAACCAUCAUAAUGUUGUCCAACAAAGUGGUGCAACUGGUUAUCCAAUGCAAUGUUCAGAUGCCUCUCACAAAAUGGCACCUGAUUAUCUUCGGUGUCAAGUAGUAAAGCCUGAAGCUGACUUAAUACACUUACAACAAAGUUCAAGUCUCAACUCACUUUUUUUACAGUAUCCAUUGCAACCAAGUGGUGUUCAGUCUAAUCACGGUGACUGCUCACUGCUCAUUGACACUCCAGAUGUUGACCAAGCUUGUGCACCAGCUCAGCAGGUUGAUUAUAGAAGACUGCUCGGUUGCUAUGACCGAAGAAAUCCAUCCAUGAUUGAUACAUUUCAUACAAUAGCCAAGAAUCGAAAAAUCCGUCAUCUAGUUUUUGUAGCAGUUGGCAGAACUGGUGUAGGAAAAACAACUUCAAUGAAUGAAAUUCUUGGUACCAUAACAAGAGAAAUCACUGAUGCACAGCGUGGAACAAUUGGCCAAGGAAUGUCUGAAACUCAAUUUGCUUCAACUUGGACAAGAAGUUACUCAUAUGAAGAUUCUACUACAUACAAGCUGAGCUUCAUUGACACACCUGGCCUAGGUGACAACUCUUGCAGUGGUCUCACUGAUGAAGAGGUCUGCAAGCGGAUAUGUUGGGCAACAAAUCCUAUCACAAAGGAAGAAAAUACGCAAAUCAUGAUGGUGUACUUCUCUACAGCACCAAGCAGUAUUGAUGCUAAAGAAAUUGAAUCUAUCAAAAUGCUGGAAGCAGCUACUGGCCUUGAUUUAUUUUGUGUUGUGCUGACCAUGGCAAGGUCACCAAUAACAAGUGCCUGCCUUAAAUGGGAUGAAUGUAAGCAAGACAUAAAGGAUUCUCUUGAUGUCAUCACUGAAGAGUUUCAAACUGAUUACAUCAAUGAACACAAAGAAGAUGAUGACACCAAUACUGACCGUGACCUACUGCUUAGUAAUGCAAAGAAAGAGAUCAAUGCUGAUGCUGAUGGCCUUCCCAAGAAACGAGGCAUCAAGGAAAAAUUUCUUCAAAUUUUUUGGAGACAUAACUUUCAGAAAACCAAAAAACAAUGGUAUGAAGAGAAGAUUUGUAGACAAAACAAGCUGCCUGUGCCUGUUGUAAUGCUUGAAAAUGCAGAGUUACUGCAAACUGAAAAAUGCAAUGUUGAGCAACUUUUCAAACACUGGGUUGAGUUGCUGGGUGAGAAUUCACCUCUUUUCCUCCUCAUGACAUGUGAGGAAGUCAUGUCACACCCAAAGAGCAAGUUCUACUUUCAAGAACACAAAAAAGCUGGACAAUCAGACGUUCACAUAUGUGAACACAUAUGUGGAGAUAGUUCUACUACUGGAGGAAAGCAAAGAAGAAGAGUUCAACAAAAUUUUUUUGAAAAGUUGAUAGAACUGCUAAUGAAAUUCUUAUUUGACAAAGAACCAACAUCUACCACAAGAUUCUUUUGAAGUCAGAAAGUUUGACAAUUGAGUAGGAGUAUUAAUUUGUACUCUAACUAUUUGCUGAGAAGGUUGUCUAAAAACAUUAACUUUAUAUCCACUUAG